This is a messenger RNA of Syngnathus typhle (broad-nosed pipefish), 924 nucleotides long. Its product is annotated as RD3 domain-containing protein. The transcript is spliced from 2 exons. The coding region runs from base 142 to 924 and encodes 260 amino acids. The record is from RefSeq and is a predicted model, not a curated record. Lineage: Eukaryota; Metazoa; Chordata; Actinopteri; Syngnathiformes; Syngnathidae.
AACACUGGGUAGUGAUUGGCAGGUUGAUGAGUGAAUGCAAGGUAAGAGGAAAGCAAUGGAAUAUUUUACUUUACAGUCUACGAUGUAGUCAUUGAAAACUCAGAACUUCCGCGGGCGGUGCCCCCCCCCCACCUGCCAUCAAUGAAAAAAAUUCGAUGGGCACCAAAAUGUCUUUUAGUCGGCAUGCAUGUUGAAAUAAGAAUUAUUUUUCUGAAACAUCUUACCCAGAUGUUUCCUUGGUCAGCCAUCUUCUCCCUGGAGCCCAAAGUGCCAGGCCAGCGCACCAGCGAGGAGCUGGUUACCAACACGCUGAUGCUGGAGCUGGGCGCUAUGGUGAAGCGCACCGAGCGCAUCCGCCUGGAGCGGGCCUGCGAGGGUCGGCGGCGCCACCGUAGCAACAUUUGCAAUUCUACGGCGGCGGCGGCGGAUUACAGCUGGCUGGCCAGCACGCCCAACCCGCAACCUUACCAACUGACGCCUAAUGACUUGCUGGAGUUGCAGGAUCUCUGCGCCAAGGUGCCGCCCGCCCAGUGCGGUCCUGUCAUUGCCAGAUUCAGGAGGCUGGUGUCCCAGAUGGAGCCGGAAGUCUACGAGUUGCCUCGUCUCUUUCGCUCGGCGCUUCGCGACUGCCUGGAAGAGAUCACAGGAGAAGGAGGAGUGCAAAACAACAUGCUGAUGAAGCAGCAGCGCAGCAAGAGCCUCUCCUUCGUCACAUUCCGCAGCAAGUUCAGAAGCGGCUACUUUUCCAUGAGGAGCGGCCUGAGAGGCUCCAGGAGCGACCUGCAGCAGGUGGAUUGGUUGGAUGAGGACCAGGAAGAUGACCAAGAGGAACGGGAGAAAGAGGCCAUCAGGGCUCGUGUCAGGACCAGGAGGAGUAGGAGCAUGCCGGAGAUCGCACCUUUGGAACAAAGUGCACAAGGAUGA